This is a messenger RNA of Penicillium pulvis, 3543 nucleotides long. RefSeq lists its product as uncharacterized. Gene Ontology annotation, biological process: phosphorelay signal transduction system; protein autophosphorylation. The coding region runs from base 1 to 3543 and encodes 1180 amino acids. The transcript is spliced from 5 exons. The record is from RefSeq and is a predicted model, not a curated record. Gene Ontology annotation, molecular function: phosphorelay sensor kinase activity; histidine phosphotransfer kinase activity; protein binding. NCBI's taxonomy places the organism in Eukaryota, Fungi, Ascomycota, Eurotiomycetes, Eurotiales, Aspergillaceae.
AUGACGCCCGGCAUCCAGACGAGAGGCCACGACGGUCCACGCAAAUAUGCGUACAAUAUCGACGCGGCCCGCGAACGGGAAAUGCACCUGUACCUUCCAUAUUGGGGAUUCUCGGAAACCGAAAAAUUCGCCCAGCAUUCAGUCGGCCAGCAACCCAAUAUCUCACGCGACAGCGCGUUGACAGCAUUCGCGCAAAUAGCGAGUCUCCGAUUAAAUGCGAAGUGCGCACUCAUCUCCCUCUUCGAUCGCACAACGCAGCAUGUUGUUGCCGAGUCAACGCCAAAGCUUGGCUUGCGCAGUACAGAAAGUGGAGAGGGAUCUGAAUCGCUAUGGUGCGGCGUGCAACAACUUCCUCGAGAGAAUAUACCUAUGUGUAAUUGUGCGAUGCAUGCUUUUACUGGUAAGGGGUCGGAGCAUUUCAUGGUCCCGGAUCUCACUCAAGAUGACCGGUUCAAGAAUGCUCCCUUCGUGACAGCGGCACCGCGCCACCGAUUCUAUAUUUCCGUGCCUAUUCGAUCACCAGAACAGUACAUCAUUGGCAGUGUCGCGGUACUGGAUGACAAACCUCGGAAAGGCUUAAGCAAGCAGGAUAUGAAGUUAUUGAAAGAGCUCAGCGAAACCGUUAUGGAUUAUCUGCUUUCGCAGCGCGCCAUGCGCGAGGAGAAUCGUGAAGAGAAGAUGGUGCGCGCACUUGGAUUGUUUGUGCGUGGCCAUUCGGAUCUGAGUCAAGGAAUUGAUGGUCUAGAAGUCCCGGAUGACAAGCCUAAAGGUCUUGCACAUGUCGAUGAAAAGCUUAAGGAAAUUCAGAUAUCCGGUGAAAGCAGUGACAAUAAGCAGGACACUCGGCGCAACGGUGACGGGUGCAAACGGUCUGAGUCGCUAAAGCAGGGAGCGCCGAGUAUGGAACAAAGUCGAAGUCAAUCACCCGUUCGAAAAUUCAAGGCGAAGGAAGACGGGCCACGCGAGUCGGGCGUGGAAAAGGAGGAAAACGACCAGCGACCUUCACUCACGCCUACCACCGAGCGACUGCAGAAGUCUAUCGCCCCACAGAAUGUGCAGUCUGUCCUCAAUAGAGCUGCUUGUCUCAUGAAUCAAGCGCUAGAGACAGAGGGUGCUAUGUUUAUUGAUGCAAGUGUGUAUGCUCGGCGGCAAGUGAUUGGAGUCGACAGUGACUCGCAUCCCAAUAAAGAGUCCAAUAACGAUGAACAAAUGUAUGGCGCCGAACCAAAGCUCGAUGAAGGCAUUCACGGCCCCAAAAGUCUGGUUCUGGGAUACUCCACAUCUUCCGGCUCAGGUAAAGACGAAAGCAAGCAAGACAGCCACUAUGUUCCUCUACCGGGUGCCUUUGUGAACCAUCUCAUAGAUCGAUAUCCACGGGGGAAGAUAUUCCAUAUCGAAAAUGAUGGCAGCAUUGCACUGAGCUAUCAAGGAUUGUCGAAGGUGACCAGCCAGGCCUACACUGGAAACGAGAAUGAAGUCAAACCCGGGUCACCGAAAGAGGAGGAAUAUCGACAAGAGACCAUGGAAAUUAAAUAUUUCCAUAAGAUUCUACCGGACGCCCGUUGUCUUGCCAUCUAUCCUGUUUGGGAUUUCCACCGAAGUCGAUGGUUCACAAUGAGCCUGUCUUGGACUAAUGACCCUGGACGUGUAUUGUCAGAACCUAAAGAUCUGACAUACAUGGCAGCAUUCAGUAACACUGUCAUGGCGGAGGUUUCGCGGAUGGAUAUCGAAGCUGCCGACCGUGCCAAGGGCGACUUUAUCUCGUCCAUUUCGCAUGAGUUGCGGUCCCCAUUGCAUGGUGUUCUUGGUACUAUCGAGCUGCUUCAAGAAACAGUGACCAGCUACACUCAACAAGGAUUGGUUGAGACAGUGCACAGCUGUGGACGUACCCUCCUAGAUACUUUGAACCAUUUGCUGGAUUAUGCAAAAAUCAACACUCUCACCGUACCGAGGAGAUCCAGUCUGCAAGACGGAAGUGAGAUCACGAAUGGCUCACAGCCAAAGCUAGCAGUCCCCGGCCUCGAACAAAAGGAAGACUUGAGUGCACUGGUGCAAGAAGUCGUGGAGGGUCUGCUCGCUGGUGCCGAGUUCUACGGCCGAGAGGCGACCAACGCUGCCAAUAACCCCAAGCACGAUGACUGGCGAAUAUCAUCAAGUUCGUUGAAAGAUAAGAAGGGCCGUAUUAUGGCCAUUGUCGACGUCGAAUGGCAAGACAACUGGAACUACUCCAUAUAUGCGGGGGCCUGGCGCCGUGUUGUGAUGAAUCUCUUCGGCAAUGCCCUUAAAUACACGCAGACAGGCUAUAUCCGGCUCUUCAUGAGGAAGGACACUAUGGUUACAGAAGGUAACAAGGUUGUCCCGGCGGUGCGACUCACGAUCAGUGACUCGGGCCGUGGCAUGUCCCAGGAUUUCCUCCUUCACAACCUCUAUAUCCCAUUCAUCCAGGAAGAUACACAGUCGCCUGGCUUGGGGGUUGGCCUUCACCUAGUCCACCAAAUCGUCAAGUCUCUCAAUGGGCAAAUCCAAUUUAAGAGUGAGAAAGAUCGUGGCACGGAUGUUGACGUGGUCUUUCCCUUGUCAGAGCCACAGCCACCCCUGAAGCAACCGUCACCGUACCAUUCAUUGAGAGAGCAGCUUCGUGGCAAGAGAGCUUCGUUCUUCACAAAGAGUCUGCAGCGUGGCGACCUCGGUAUUCGCCCGGAAGUUUUUGAUAAUAUUAGGUUCAGUCUGGGUCGCAUGGUGAGCGACUGGUUCGGGCUGCAAGUUUUGAGCUCUGAUGAGCUUCAAGAUGGAGAGGUGGCAGAUUUCCUGAUCGUGACUGAGCAUGAAUACCGAACUAUGAUGAAGGACUCGGCUGGGUCAGAUAUUCGGCGCUUGAUUGAAUCCAGGGCAAAAUACCCGUUAAUCGUCCUGAGUGACCAAGCAAGCAGUUGGAAGGUGGUGAAAGAAAAUGAUCGUGACCAUGCGAUCUUCUUGUCUCAACCUGUGAGCCCAAAGACGCUAGCCACAGUAUUUGAAAAUUGUUUGCACCCGGAAGGGAUUGCACAAGAUCUCAAACGUGUGGGACCCUCCCCCAAAGAUAACAAAAAGGCACGGAAAACAAUCGACGCGCAAAUUGAAGCACCAGAGCAACAAAAAACAAGUGCCGGAAAGAAAAUUCUUCUGGUUGAGGACAACUCGGUAAACUUAAAGAUCAUUGAAACCUGUGUCAAGAAUACCGGGUUUGCAUACAAAACAGCAACCAAUGGACUGGAAGCAGUGGAAGCAUUCAAGAACGAGAGGUUCGAUGCGGUUGUAAUGGAUAUUUCCAUGCCUCACAUGGAUGGACUUUCCGCAACUCGAGAAAUGCGACACUUCGAAAGAGUAGAUAAACUCACACCGGCCCAUAUCGUCAUCCUCACGGCUGCACUCUCUGCUGAGAUACAGAGGGAAGCGACCAUCAGCGGUGUCGAUAAGUUCCUAACUAAACCUACGCCUCUUAAGCAGCUGACCCAAAUGCUCCACAGUCUGCCGCGGCUCAAUACUCGCCAGGAAAUUAUGUGA